Messenger RNA from Spinacia oleracea (spinach), 2328 nucleotides. RefSeq lists its product as uncharacterized. The transcript is spliced from 2 exons. Lineage: Eukaryota; Viridiplantae; Streptophyta; Magnoliopsida; Caryophyllales; Amaranthaceae. The coding region runs from base 53 to 1081 and encodes 342 amino acids. The record is from RefSeq and is a predicted model, not a curated record.
CCAUUCACUCUGCAAAUUCCAGCCAUCAGUUUCAAACAAAAAAAACAAAGCAAUGAUCUCUCUUUCACCCUCUUCACUCUCUCUCAACCCCAUCUUUCUUUCUCCUUCAUUCUUUCCAAACCAAGCUCAUGCUCAUCCCUUCAAUGGCGCCCCUCUUUCCUUCUUAUCCCCUGCAAAACCCUUCUUUCUCACUAAAACAAACAUCCCCAAUCACUCAACCUUUUCUGCAAAUUCAGCCACAGUUCAACAACAGCAAGGUACAGAGGAAAAAGAAGAAGAGGAAGAAGAAGACUUUCGAGUUUUGACCGCAAUACAAAGCGAGUUCAACCAGAUAUUAAUCUUAGAAUCCGAAACCUCCAAAAUUUUACUAUUAGAUGAUACUGGGAGUGUGCACAGCAUACUGUAUAAAACCCAGAAAUGGACUAACUCAUACUGGGAUGAACAUUGCAGCUUACCUGCAAUAAUUCCUGAAGGCCCAAUUGCCAUUUUCGGGUUAGGAGGCGGUACAGUUGCCCACCAGCUGCUCGAGUUUUGGCCUCGUUUGGUUAUUGAUGGAUGGGAGCUUGACCAGGUUUUGAUUGAUCAAGCAAGGAUGUUUUUCGGGUUGUCUGAGUUGGAAAUGAAAGGUGGCGGUGAUGGUGGUGGUGGGAUUCUUCGAGUUCGUGUAGGAGACGCGCUGUCGCCUGCAGCAACUGUAGAUGGUGGUUAUGCUGGGAUAAUGGUGGAUUUGUUUGCUAAUGGGAAGGUUUUGCCGGAGUUGGAAGUUGCUCAAACUUGGGUUGACAUGAAAGAGAAACUAAUGCCUAAUGGGAGGAUCAUGGUGAACUGUGGCGCGGCAACAACAGAGGUUUCUGCAGAAGAAAUGAAGUGGGAAGUGAAUUUGACUAUUAAGGCAUUGUGUGAAGCAUUUGGUGAUGAGUUUGUGAACUGGAAAAGGAUGCCUAUGAGUGAGAGUGGGAAUUAUAUGGCAUUCACCGGACCUUUGCCGGAUUUGGAUUUGUGGUCUGAUUCUGUGCCAGAGAAAUUGAGCUCCACCGUAAAGUUGUGGAGCCCUUGUAAGCCUGUGUCUGGUCUGGUCUGAUCUGGUCUGGUCUGAUCUGGACUGGUCUGAUAUGGUAUGAUCUGUAUUGGUCUGAUCUGGACUGGUCUGAUAUGGUUUGAAUUUUUGCUUGUAUGAAGUAUGUUGUUCCAAUUCUUUGUUUGUCAUACAAGAGUUGGUAUAUUUCAUUGCAUCUAAAACCAACUCUUAAUUUCAGCCGAAAAGCCAUAUAGGCUGAUAAACAAAAUAAAAUACAGGAAGAACUCAAAUUUUCAGAAAGCUUCAACCAAGGCAUUGUUUUACUGAACUAACUAUACACACAUAACAAAAUAGACAAAAUUAAUUUGGUGAACAAGUCUAUUUAAGGCAAAAUCAAAAACUUCCCACGCGGUGUAGACUGACUUCUUCUUAUCCCAGACAUGGACGGAUUGUUGCUUUCCUUUUGAAGAUGUGUUUCCAAUCUUCCUGACAUAACUGAGUCUACUGUAUUUGUAUGUCCUCUGCAUGGGAAAAGCAGCUGGUUAAUAACAUAUGAGCAAAAUGUUAACAAAGAAAGUCAGAUAACUUUUAUCAAGGAUUCAAAGUACUAAAAUAUGGAGCAAUCCUCAAUGUUUAGGUUAGAGUUGAGAAGACAUACCUUGGUUCAAGAUACUGAGAACUCUUAGUAGAGUUAGCCUGCAACUUCUUCAACCGAGAAUUUCUGCUAUACAUAGGAGAAGAAAAUAACCCGUUUUCAUUUUCAGGCUCAGAAAAGUCACUCUUUCUACCCUCAUCAAUCUUUCCUCCUGUAGUAGUAUCAAUGUCUGUCAACAAAGUGUGUGUCUCAUCAACUUUUGGAAUCCUAGUUGCUGGUUGUUGAUUCUUGGUUUUCGGUUUGUUGAUAUCGUGUUUGCUUUUCCUUACUGACAACAUCUGCCUUGUAUUUAGUACUGGCUUGAGUUGUUCAUUCUCCUGAUUUAAUAAUAAGUUGCCAUCAUACAGGUCAACUAACGGAUUCCCUUGUGGUGGACCGGGAUGUUUAUUCACUGAUACCGAUCUAGCUGAUGCAGGACAUUGACCUUCUCACUGGUGGAGAUGGAGACCUUGGAUUUCCAGGCUUUGGAAGCUUCUCUUCGGCUAUGAAGGGCAUCUUUGGCAUCGGCUCAUGUUCCUUAAACCCGGAGGGAAACCGUGAUCUCCUCUGCUUACUCGAAGAACAGCUUCUGACCUGAAAACACAACCUUCAUUGUAAAAAAACAAAAAAAAAACCCUUUUUUUGGACAGAAAGGCUGAGGGCUCGUUCAGUAUCA